CCAUGAAGUAUAGAUUGAGUCGACAAAAUCUGAAAAUCUGAAAAAAAAUCUAAUCAGAUUCGAGAGAAAACAGUGAACGUGUUAAUUUAAGAACAAUAAAAUGCACUAAUUGUUGAUGAAUUAAUAAGAAAAAUGGACGCUGCGAACACACCCUCGGUUAAUGGCACUGACUGUAUGUUGAAAAGUGAAGCCGACGAUGAACUUUUCCACUCAAUCAUCGACUCUACUGUGGAUAAAAAUACUUUCAAUGCAGCCGAAGACGAAGAAGAGAAUGAAGAAGUUUUGCCUCAGAAUACCGAAAUCAAUAUGAAUAACGUUUCGGAAGUGUUGGAAAAUGUCAACGUUUGGGAGAAUAAUUCUAACGAUCACAAUGACGAAUCCAGAGACCAAUUCAUCGAUAUCGCAGUUACCGAGGCGAAUAAAAUCGGCGAAGGUAUGAGCGCUUAUGUAACGUACAAAGUCGAAACCAAAACCAAUAUCGGUAUAUUUCGCAAGAAGUCUAUGAGUGUUCAUCGUCGAUUCAGCGACUUCCUCGGAUUACACGAGAAAUUGGUCGAUAAACAUCUACGAUCUGGACGUAUUAUACCACCGGCUCCUGAAAAGAACGCUUUAGGAACUACUCGUGUUAAGAUGUCUAAUUCUCAAGCCGAUCAUAGUGGUGGUUCGACUGAGUUCUUGGAGAAACGAAGAGCGUCGUUGGAAAGAUAUCUAAAACGAACAGCUGCUCACCCUAUUCUUAAAAUAGAUCCAGAUUUCAGGGAAUUCUUAGAAUCCGAGGGCGAUCUUCCAAAAGCCACCAGCACAUCAGCAUUGAGCGGAGCCGGUGUCAAAAGGCUGUUCAACAAGUUCGGUGAAACAGUUAACAAAAUUACUUAUAAAAUGGAUGAAAGUGAACCAUGGUUCGAAGAGAAAUCCACAUUAUUGGAUAAUAUCGACUUGCAACUACGUAAAUUACACGGCUGCGUCGAGAUGCUAGUAUUCAAUCGUAAAGAUUUAGCAGUUUCUACUUCCCAAUUCGCUAAAGCUGCCGCUAUGCUAAGUAAUUGCGAAGAACACACUGGAUUAUCGAGGGCCUUAUCUCAACUAGCCGACGUCGAAGAAAAAAUCGAAAGCGUACACAACGAACAGGCUAAUUCUGAUUUUUCCAUUUUAUGCGAAUUAUUGAAAGAUUACAUCGCGCUUAUAGGCGCUGUCAAAGAGGCAUUCCACGAACGUGUAAAAGUUUACCAACAUUGGCAACAUUCUCAAAUGAUGUUGACGAAAAAGCGCGAGCAAAAGGCUAAAAUCGAAUUGACCGGACGUACAGAAAAAUUGGAACCAGCUUCGAACGAAGUCAUCGAAUGGGAAGCUAAAGUGGAACGUUGCGAGGAAGAAUUUCAAAAAAUCUCGAAAAUUAUUAAAUCCGAAUUCGAACAGUUUGAGAAGAAUCGCGUCAAGGAAUUCAAAGCGGUGGUUACCAGCUACUUGGAAGCUUUAGCCAAACACCAAGUUCAAGUUAUGAAACAUUGGGAAGCGUUUUUACCGGAAGCCAAAGCUAUUGUUUGAUUAAAUUUGAAAUGUUGAAGAUGUUUUGUUUAUUUUUUAUCUUAAUCGCAAUCUAAUUUUGCAUGUCCUUAUUGUAUCGUCAGUCCAUAUGUUAAAUAAUAUGUUUAUAUGUACUAUCGAAUGUUGCUUAAUGGAAAUUUGUCUAUUUACCAUUUGAAAAAUUAUCGUCAUUGUUAUUAUUAUUAUUUUUUUGUAUAAUAUCAAUUUCUUCGUAACAUUUUCAAAAAAUCGUUUCGCUUUUUUAAAUGUUGAAAGAACUGUUACGAAAUUAUCAAGUUUAAUUAAAUCAAAAAAAAAAAAAGUAGGCACUACGUCUUGCCAAAAACUGCGCAAAAUUUCCUUCUUGUUGUAGUAUUAUUGUUUUUUUUUUACAUCUGUAUUCUUUAAAUGGCUAUUUUCCAAGUUAUUUAUACUUAUAUUUUUUAUAUUCUAUGUUUUUUUUUCUAUUCGUUACAGGUAUUUUCUAUUUCUGUAUAUCAAAAAAAAAUCAUAAUCAGUCCAAAAAACCGAUUUUUCUUUUUAGUUAUCUCGUUUUAUUAUUAUUUAAAGAUGUGAUAAGUUGAUUUUUAUUAUUUUUGCUAAUAACGUUUUUAUUUCCCUUUUUUUCUCUUUUUUUUUUAUUCAUCAUACGGUUUUAACUUCACUACUAUUGUGCUUACUUUUAUGUAAUUUAUUUCCUCGAAAAUGUAUGUGAUAUUUGAUAUUUCCUAUAAUAUACAUUUGAGUAUUGUGAAUUUCGCUGUACAUACUUACGUUUAGUUUGGUUAGAUGAAAAGACCUUCGAAAAUUGGGUUAAAAUAUUAUCUAUUCGGAGCGAAUAUAAUGAAAGAAAUGAAUUCUACAAAACAUCCGAAUUGUUUUUUCAGAUUUAUAGCUCGAAGCAACGCGGCUGGUAUGAGUAAGCAUAUAUUAUAAAAACAAUCUGUUCAAACGAAUGCCUACGGUUCGCAUUCGUAUUCGUACACCUAGAAUACAAAGUAAAUAGAAUUACAAAGAAGUAACUACCGAAUGUGUGUAGUUUGCCAUUAAAGUCGCAAUUUUACGGUUCUGACAUCAAAAAUGAGCGUGUUAACUUUUACGUUUUUGAUAACUUUCGCAAUUAAAUAUGCUUUAUUGGCGGCGACUAUUAUGUUCGUGUUAGAAAAAUUACAAGAUAUGCCGAUGUUGGCGUUCCUCGUUAUUGGACUAAUUUUAUGGUUUUUCUUUACUAUUUUUUGAUGUUCGAGAAUUUUUUCUUUUUCGUGACCAGUGACGGUAAUUAGUGCAGUACUUGUUCGACGAUAAAGAGUUAUAAAAUGUGUUGGAACUGUUGGAAAAUGAAUCGUACUCGUAACUCGUAUUGGUGGAGAAUUUCGUUUAUUUUAGCCACUUUUAACCGUUACGCAGCUAUCGUCGUCGUUCGUCGUAGAACCGUAAUUGUUUUUCAAACAGAGCAAAAACUGCAGUCAAAUUCGAAUAUGAAAUGUAGCCAAGAAAUCAGGAGCCCUCAAGAUAACGUGUUCGAAUUCCAUGUACGAAAGUUUCCCAUCACCGUCGACGUCAGCUUCUUCGAUUACUUUUUCGGCUAUUUGAGUGAUUUCUUCGGAACUCAGUUCAUUUCGUGUUAAUAAGUGAGCUGCUUGUUCUAGAUCCGAUAAGCCUAUGUAACGAUCGCCGUCGAAAUCUGAAAAAAUAUAUAGUAUUUUGGUUUGA
Messenger RNA from Planococcus citri (citrus mealybug), 3237 nucleotides. RefSeq names its product sorting nexin 1 (gene Snx1). Gene Ontology annotation, cellular component: endosome; endosome membrane. The record is from RefSeq and is a predicted model, not a curated record. The transcript has 11 exons. Gene Ontology annotation, biological process: early endosome to Golgi transport. The coding region runs from base 133 to 1545 and encodes 470 amino acids. Lineage: Eukaryota; Metazoa; Arthropoda; Insecta; Hemiptera; Pseudococcidae. Gene Ontology annotation, molecular function: phosphatidylinositol binding.